UUAUAUUCGGUUAUUUACUGCAAAUAAAUUCUUUUUCGAGUCCCUAUAAUCAAGCAGGUAUCUCAAGCAUACCGCAUCGUUAUAUUGCUGCAUGAUUGAGUGUUUAAUUUUGAUAAAAUAUCGAAAACAAAAGUGUGCAUAAAAAUUGCCUCGCCAUAACAAAAAGGUGGUAGAGAAUUAACACUGUUGUUUACAGUUUAGAACCAAAUCCAGAUGUCGCACAUGUUGGGGUAGGGAUUCAGUGCUCCACCUUCUCCCCCUGGCUUCAACACCACAAAGAAUAAACGUUAAAUUAAAAUUAAAAGAACAGGCAAACUACAAUAUUUUUAAUAGGCAUUUGCAUAUAAUUGGCAAGAAUGGAAAACUUUGACGAUUUUUCCAACGAUCAACUCCGGUUGAAGAUGCAAGAAUACGGCAUGCCGAACAUUCCCAUAACAGCGACAACUCGUAAGGCGGUUGUUAAAAAGCUAAAAAACUAUGUUGAGAAUGCCAAUAGCAAAUCCCGUCGGGAUACUAUUCACGUCACAAAGUUUUCCUCCGACGACGACACCGAUACCGCCGAAGAACCGAAGAAAAUACAAAAGAAGGAAUCCAAUCGACGAGCAACUAUCGGUGCAUCUGCUACUAAGCUAUCAAAAAUGCUUCCAGUCAUGCCGGAUUUACCACCACCAAAAGCAAAAAUGGAGAAAACUGAAUCCGUUCAGAAGCGUAGAUCAGGAAGGAUUACCCCAGUUCAAGGCAAAAAUGAUACUUCGACAGUGGCCGCCCCCAAGGAACCAAUGAUUGUGGAAAAUUCCGAUGAUGAAGAAGAUGAGGAUAUGCUUCCGUUAACCCAGAUAAAGAAUACCCGUGACCGGAAAUCGAAAAGCCCGUCGCUGUCGCGAGCUGAAAUGGUAACGACGUCGUACGUUCAUCAGGUGGAAGUUGAGCCACCGCAGCCUAUUGUAGAGGACAUGGAAAUAGAUCUUACCGAGUCGACGGACGAUAUCAUGAUUGAACCGGAACCCAGGAAGCAGCCUUCAGUUAAUCCACCGCGUGAAACUCGUUACCAUACGACUUCUACAAGUACAACGACAUCUAGCAAACGGACCACACUUGCCGGAGGAUUUCCCGUAACGACUGCUGCUCGCCAAAGCGAGCUCUCAACAUCCUUUGGCCGUCCAUCGUUGUCUAGUGUGUACACAUCCCCUAGGGCAGAAUCGCGUCGAGAGGAGGUUCACCUGGAACCGACCGAUUCCCCUUAUCUGAGCGAAUUUACGAAGCGCUUGUCCCGUCUGAAGGCAGAAAAUGCCCAGCUGAAUGCGGUGCGGGACCAUCCGAUAAGACGUACGAUUGCCUCCAGUUUUGCUGCUACCCGUGAGACCGAUGGCGAUUAUGUCGCAUCCCGAUUGGCUUCAACUCGACGCCAGCCAGUCGCGGAAGGCAAAAAGGAGGGCGAAAUUCGGGCAUCGCUCCGACAGGUCAUCCUUUCGCUGGACCAGAAGUAUUCGAUUAGGAAGUUGUUCUACCUGCUGAUCGUGGCCAUGGUUUUGAUAUUUUUGUUCGUUUUCUUUUUUCUUUAAGCAGCAAAGGUUGGAGAACUAACUUGUUCUGAGCCAGAGCCCAGAGGUGUGCGUAAAGAUCUGUUUUUUCUGUAUUUGAUUGUUGUUUUAUACUGGCCGUGUAAGGUUGACAUUUCAAUAUCUAAUAAACUAAUUUUUAAUAUGCAACUACUAAAGAA
Armigeres subalbatus is the source of this 1720-nucleotide messenger RNA. RefSeq names its product otefin-like. The record is from RefSeq and is a predicted model, not a curated record. The transcript is spliced from 2 exons. The coding region runs from base 357 to 1562 and encodes 401 amino acids. NCBI's taxonomy places the organism in Eukaryota, Metazoa, Arthropoda, Insecta, Diptera, Culicidae.